This is a messenger RNA of Coffea arabica (coffee), 333 nucleotides long. The record is from RefSeq and is a predicted model, not a curated record. NCBI's taxonomy places the organism in Eukaryota, Viridiplantae, Streptophyta, Magnoliopsida, Gentianales, Rubiaceae.
AUGGAAACUCUCGGCCUCUUUGAUAGAUGCACCAACGGAAGUCAGAAUAAUCACGCUUUUGCUGUGGAGCUUGACACUUUCAAGAACCAAGAUUAUGGUUAUAUCGAUGCCAACCAUGUUGGUAUUGAUAUAAACUCUGCGAGGUCCAAGGCAUCUAGGCCAGCAAGUUACCAAGCUAAUAACAAGAAUUCAUUUGACAACUUAACUCUUGCCAGCGGCCAACCAAUGCAAUUAUGGGUGGAAUACGAUGGGGCGGAUAGGAGAAUCGAUGUUUACAUUAGCUCCAGUAGCGGCUGCCAAGCCAUAUACACCUCUUCUGUCUUUGACAUAUGA